Messenger RNA from Fusarium tjaetaba, 1089 nucleotides. RefSeq names its product enoyl hydratase domain protein. The transcript has 2 exons. Bases 1 to 1089 code for a protein of 362 amino acids. Lineage: Eukaryota; Fungi; Ascomycota; Sordariomycetes; Hypocreales; Nectriaceae. The record is from RefSeq and is a predicted model, not a curated record. Gene Ontology annotation, molecular function: hydro-lyase activity.
AUGCCCUUCCCAAAGCUUCCCCCAAGAGCCGCCUACAUCAAACUCUCAAACCCCACCAAGCGAAACGCUCUCAGCAUCCCCGUACUCAGAGACCUCAAAGCCCAGCUCGACAGCGCCCUCACGCUGAGACCCAGCGGGCGAGCAGGCCUGCUACCCAGAUUACUCCCUGGUAUUCUCAAAGAGCUCGAAAAAGCGUCUCAAGAACGAGAUCAAACCUCAGAGGAAUGGAGGAGGUGGGACUGGCUCGUCAGCGCAUCUGAAUGGAAGAAACAGCGUGCCGGUUUACCUGAUGUUCUGGUCCUUCGGAGCGAAGGCCCUGUCUUCUCGUCCGGCCAUGAUCUGAAGGAGCUGUCGCAGAUGAGUCGGGAAGAUGUCAAGACUCUGUUUGACCUCUGUACCCAAGUCAUGAUGACUAUUCGGAGGAGUCCUGUGCCGAUUGUCUGUCCGAUCCAAGGCCUCGCCACAGCAGCUGGGUUCCAACUCGCCAUGAGCACCGACUUCCCCAUUGCUCUGCCAGACACACAAUUUGCCCUGCCAGGCGCAAAGAUUGGAUUACCUUGCACGAGUCCCUCAACGGCAAUUUCACGACGUUUUCCCCCUGGCGCAACAUACCGAAUGCUCGCGACGGCAGAACCAAUUAAAGCAUCGGACUACCCGGAGGCCGUCGACGUUGUCAAAGUCUUACCGGGGCAAGACCCUGAGGAAGCUCUGGAGAAACGUGUGGUUGAUGUGGUUGAGCGGUUGCUUUUGAUGUCGCCGCCGCAGCAGGCCGUAGGGAAAUGGGCGUACUGGACGCAGUUUGGAUUUGGAAGGACGUGGGGUGAUGGGUAUGAGCAGGCUGCUCAGUGGGCGGCUAGGGUUAUGGCGUUGCAUGCGAGGAGUGAGGAUGCGAAGGAGGGUGUUGCUGCGUUUUUGGAGAAGAGGGAGCCUGUUUGGAUAAGCAGUGUUGAGGUCGCUGAUCCUGUUACGGAGGAUGCUGCUUCGUCCACUGACGCCGAUGCCACUGCUCCUGAGGCUGGGAAUUCCACAGUCGAGAGCCAGAUACCCGAGACUGAUGUUGAUCUUCCUCUUAAGACAGAUCGUGGGUAA